AUGUCCCAGACUGUUCUUCGUCUUUCCGCCCGCGAUUCCUGGGACAAGCUGGUCCAACACCAAGAAGCCAUCCCCUCCGCCGGCAAGCAUGAAGUUCUCAUCAAAGUCCGCAGUGUUGCCCUGAACUUCCGUGACAUUGCCAUCUCAACCGGCCAAUAUCCCUUCCCAGUCAAGGAUCAGGUCGUGCCAGGCUCUGAUGCUGCCGGUGACAUCGUCGAGGUCGGUGAGGGUGUCUCCGGACUGCAGCAGGGAGACAAGGUUAUCGUCAAUUUUGACCUCGCUACUACAUACGGCCCCAUGAGGAGCUGGCAUUGGGGCAUGGGUGGUCCCGUUGACGGUGUCAUGCGGGAAUACUUCUCUGUGCCUGCACACGCUGUGAUUAAGAUCCCCGAGUCUUCGAAGUUGAGUUAUGCCCAGUGGGCGGGUGUCGUGUGCACCGGAGUUACGGCGUGGAAUGCUCUGUAUGGGAACGUACCUCUGCGCCCAGGUCAGUCGGUGCUUUUCUUGGGAACCGGUGGAGUGUCUAUCACAGGUCUUGUCCUGGCCAAGGCGGCCGGCGCGACUACUAUCAUCACCUCAUCCUCUGACGAGAAACUCCAGCAUGUCAAGGAGAAGUAUGGAGUUGACCAUACUAUCAACUAUAAGAAAACGCCCAACUGGGCUGCUGAGGUGCAGAAGGUUACGAACGGCCAAGGUGCAGAUUACAUUUUCGAAAACGGAGGAGCAGGGACCAUCAAGCAGUCACUCGACGCCGUCGCGUACGGUGGCACUAUUGCGGUGAUUGGUUUCCUAGCUCAGGCUUCCCAGGAGGAAAUGCCGAACGUUGCUGCAUUGGCUAUUGGCAAGGGCGCCGUGGUUCGUGGUAUUAUGGUGGGAUCCAAGCAGCUGCUGGAAGAAGCGGUGCGUUUCAUUGGAAACCGGAAUCUUCCCGUGCCGGUCGAGAAGACGUUCAAGUUCAGUCGUGACCAGGUGGUCGAGGCCUAUGGCUACCUGGCUAGUGGGCAGCAUGUUGGCAAGGUCUGCAUUGAAUUUUGA
Molecule: messenger RNA, 1035 nt
Organism: Aspergillus vadensis CBS 113365
Lineage: Eukaryota; Fungi; Ascomycota; Eurotiomycetes; Eurotiales; Aspergillaceae
Product: zinc-dependent alcohol dehydrogenase family protein
Exons: 2
Coding region: 1-1035 (344 amino acids)
Molecular function (GO): oxidoreductase activity
Source: RefSeq, a predicted model, not a curated record